AUAUGUAGUGUCUAUAUAGAGAGUAGAAGGUUGAGGGCAGUUGGUUAGGCAGUUUACAGAGCUAGUGUAUUAAGAGUUUUAGAGCACUGUGUUAAUAAAGUGCUCGUUCAUCAUUAAGAAGCUGUGUUAUUCCGUGGCUCAGUUGACAGCAGAAACAUGGCAGGUAUUCUGCAGCAGUCGCUGAGGUGCACCCUCUCAGGCGGGCGGUCCCUGUUCUCCACGCUCACCAGAGAUGCGACUCGUUCGUGGACGCUUCCCGGCAUCGCGGCAAGCCGGAGGAACGCCUCGGCCAGCUCAAAAAUUCAGGUGGAAAUGGACAGCAGCACAGGCAUCGCCGUGGUGACGAUGCAGAGCCCCCCGGUGAACAGUCUCAGCCUGGACGUCCUCACCGAGUUCUGCAUCAGCCUGGAGAAGCUGGAGAUGGAUCGGGGCUGCCAGGGAGUCAUCCUAACCUCUUCCCUCCCGAAGAUUUUCUCUGCAGGGCUGGACAUCACGGAGAUGUACGGCAAGAGUCCGGAGCACUGCGCGGAGUUCUGGAAGGCAGUGCAGGAGCUGUGGCUGAAGCUCUAUGGCUCCAGCAUGGUUACGGUGGCCGCUGUGAACGGCUCCAGUCCUGCUGGGGGCUGUCUCAUGGCUACCUCCUGUGACUACAGAAUCAUGGCUGACAAUCCCAAGUACGGCAUCGGCUUGAACGAGACACAGCUGGGGAUUGUCGCCCCCUUCUGGUUCAGGGACACCAUGGUGAACACGGUGGGGAACAGGGUGGCGGAGCUGUCUCUGCAGCUGGGCCUGCUGUACAGUGCCCCCGAUGCCCUGAGGGUCGGCCUGGUGGACCAGCUGGUCCCCGAGCAGGAGGUCCUGAGAACAGCCAAGGACACCAUGGCCAAGUGGCUCGCCAUUCCAGACCAUGCCCGUCAGAUCACCAAGUCCAUGAUGCGAAAGCCAACCAUCGACAAGCUGCUGUCGCACAGGGAAGCUGACAUCGCCAACUUUGUCAGCUUCAUUACGAAGGACUCGAUACAGAAGUCACUGAAGAUGUACCUGGAGGGGUUAAAAAAGAGGAAGAACUGAAAGCGAAGGCAGAACGGAGUAAACAGUGUCUGAAUAAUGCCUGAUAAUCUUGUUCAGGUCAUUCUUUUGUUAACGGCCUUCAAAGGCAAGAUGUUAUUGUCCUUUCAGAAACAUAGUAUUUUUAUCGGAAUCAAAACUGUUUUUAAAAGCUCUUCUACAGUAUGUAUGGCUUCUAUGCUAAUGGUUUGAGAUUAUAAACUGUUUUUCACUUUA
This is a messenger RNA of Lepisosteus oculatus (spotted gar), 1284 nucleotides long. RefSeq names its product enoyl-CoA delta isomerase 1 (gene eci1). NCBI's taxonomy places the organism in Eukaryota, Metazoa, Chordata, Actinopteri, Semionotiformes, Lepisosteidae. Gene Ontology annotation, biological process: fatty acid beta-oxidation. Gene Ontology annotation, molecular function: delta(3)-delta(2)-enoyl-CoA isomerase activity. The record is from RefSeq and is a predicted model, not a curated record. Gene Ontology annotation, cellular component: mitochondrion.